This is a messenger RNA of Ceratotherium simum simum (southern white rhinoceros), 1067 nucleotides long. The record is from RefSeq and is a predicted model, not a curated record. NCBI's taxonomy places the organism in Eukaryota, Metazoa, Chordata, Mammalia, Perissodactyla, Rhinocerotidae.
CUGGCUCAUCUAUUCCAUCGCCUUCACGCCCAAGGUGGUGCUCAUCCUGGGCACGUCCAUUCUGGACCUCAUCGAGCUACGCGCUCCCUUCGGCACCAUGGGCUUCCGCCUCACCAUGGCGCUGUCCGUGCCCCUGCUCUACAGCCUGGUGCGGGCCAUCAGCGAGGCGGGCGCCCCCCCUGGCUCGGCGGGACCCCUGCUCCUGCAGCCCCAGCAGCACCGCGCCGCCGGCUGCUUCCUGGGCACGUGUCUGGACCUGCUAGACAGCUUCACCCUGGUGGAGCUGAUGCUGGAGGGCCGCGUGCCGCUACCCGCGCACCUGCGCUACCUGCUCAUCGCCGUGUACUUCCUCACCCUCGCGUCGCCCGUGCUCUGGCUCUACGAGCUCAACGCCGCCGCGGCAACUUCGUCUUGGGGCCAGGCCUCGCGUCCCGGCAGCUGCAGCCGCCUUCUGCGCCUGCUGGGCGGCUGCCUGGUGGACGUACCCUUGCUGGCGCUGCGCUGCCUCCUGGUGGUGAGCUACCAGCAGCCCCUCUCCAUCUUCAUGCUCAAGAACGUCUUCUUCCUUGGCUGCCGCGGCCUGGAGGCCCUGGAGGGCUGUUGGGACCGAGGGAGUAGGGCCUCCCCCCGUCGGGCCAGAGGAGGCUACGGCGCUCCGCCCUCUGCCCCACCGCCGCCGCCGCCACCUCAGGGAGGCUCGCAGUUGGGCCACUGCAUCUCGGAGAAUGAGGGAGGGGCCCAUGGCUAUGUCAACACCCUGGCUGUGGCCUCCCAGAAUUGAGGGAGAUAAGGGCUUGAGGGGCUGGAUCUUGGGUUGAGAGACCCAGAUCCCUUGUCCUCAGACCUUCCCUCACCCAGAUAUGAUCAGGCUGUGUUUGGAAGAGGUAACUGCUAAUAGGGCUAAGGGCCGGUGUGUCCUUCUGCACCCCUUGAGUCAAGACUGCUUGGAGGGAGACCAAGUAGCUAAUGGUGAGGGAGGAAAGUCCACUUACCCUAGUCUCCCUUCUCCAUGCCCUAUCCUAAUCCUAGCCUCCAAAGGGCUGGACACCUCUGCUUCUUGUUAUUCC